Molecule: messenger RNA, 951 nt
Organism: Bufo gargarizans (Asiatic toad)
Lineage: Eukaryota; Metazoa; Chordata; Amphibia; Anura; Bufonidae
Gene: ZMAT4
Product: zinc finger matrin-type 4
Exons: 8
Coding region: 1-951 (316 amino acids)
Cellular component (GO): nucleus
Molecular function (GO): zinc ion binding; nucleic acid binding
Source: RefSeq, a predicted model, not a curated record
AUGAAGUCUGCAGAAGUCGAGGACAGAUCGCUGUUUACAGAGACGUACUGCAAAAUCUGCAAUGCGCAGUUAAUAUCGGAGUCUCAGAGGGUGGCACAUUAUGAGAGCAAGAAACAUGCCAACAAGGUCCGGCUUUAUUACAUGUUACACCCAGAGGACGGGGGACCUCCAUCGAAAAAACUUCGUCCAGACGACCCAGAAAGUGAUGAGACAGAAGUGGACAAAAAUAAAUGCUGCACCCUCUGCAAUAUGUUCUUCACCUCCGCAAUUGUAGCCGAAUCCCACUAUCAGGGGAAGACUCAUGCAAAAAGGGUUAAACUGGUGCUCGGAGAAUCAGUGGACGUUCCUGUCCGAGCAGAACCCGUGCAAGAAAACACAGAACCCACGGAGGUCACCAUCCAGGAAGAAGACACUUUAUGGAGCAUCAACAUUGGGAGUGAGUCUCGGAAAUUCUGCGACCUCUGUCGAGCUUGGUUUAACAACCCAAUGAUGGCUCAGCAACAUUACGAAGGGAAGAAACACAAGAAAAAUGCGGCGCGGGCAAAACUUCUACAAAGGCUUGGUGAAACCUUGGAUUCCGAGGCACUGGAAGCUUUACGGAGCAGCUACACCUGUAACACCUGCAACAUGGUCCUCAAUUCAGUGGAGCAGUAUCAUGCACACCUGAAGGGCGCACGGCACCAGAACAAUGCAAAUAACAUCUCAGAUGGAACCAAAUUAAAUGGGCAAAGGGAUCUACAGAAUUCUGCAGAGAGACAGAUGCAGCCAAGGAUCAACUAUCACACAAGGAACAACAUGCAAAAGAGAAUGGCUAAGGAGGUGGGAAAGGACAAUGACAGCGGGAGAAGCUCUCUUAGUCCACCGCAAGUCACAGAAGACACAGGGGAAUGUUCUCCAGAAAACACCUUCUUCUCCAUUAUAGUCACAGAAGAAAGUCACAUCCUGUGCUGA